ACGACUGCUUGGUAUAUUUUCGCAAAGCGCAGUCUCUUUUUGACUUGAGGUAAAUGUGAUGUGUAUUUUUAUUUUUAUUUUUUUUGCAAGUUACUCAAUGAAGUAUUAAAAAAAGUAAAUUAGUCGCUGUUAAGGAGUCACAAGAAAACCUGUAGUGUAGGUUAUGGCACCAAUACACUCAGUAGCCCCUCACUAGAACGAAGUGGCGUUCUCAAAUUAGACACCAUGCGGCCUGCUUGUGUGAUUGUCUGUUGAUGCUGUAAUGCUCGGGACAGUGAGAAGAUGUCAGUGGGUGAAGUCCAGGUUACCCAGGCAUGGCUGCGUUCUCAAUGGCACAUCCAGGUCCCUCAUGCCUGGCUGGACGCUUGCGUGAACUGGAUAAAGGAGGACGCGGAAAGCAUACCCAUGCCUCAGUCGCUGCUGAAUCAGCGCGUCCUGGAGCAAUGGCUGCUGACUGACCUGCGAGAUCUGUCCCACUCGGUGCUCCCCGAAAGACUAUCCGAGGCACAGAAAACAGAACUAAACAGCUGUUACUGUCUUCAGAUGGACUCCCUACUAGACGUCAGCCAGCCUGCCUACACUCAACUGCAGCGUAUUCGGGGCACCGACUGCUCCAAUGAUCAAGUCUCGGCGGUUACGCCGGAAACACAGCGGCCGUGGGAGGCCAAGCCCACGCGUAUGUUGAUGUUGCAGCUCACGGAUGGAGUGCAGAGUCUGGAGGGCAUGGAAUACCGGCCCAUCCCGGCCUUAAGCACCAACCUGCCACCCGGGACAAAGCUACAGCUGGUCGGUCCUAUCGUUGUCCGUCUCGGGGUGUUGCUCUUGAAAGCAGAGAACGUGAAGGUCUUGGGUGGGGAGGUGGAACAGCUUUUGGAGAUUUACUCUCAUCGCAGAGUGCUUUGCGGGACACUCGGUUUGCCUGAGGAGAACAAUCCACAAGGUGAGGAACCGGAUGACCAGGAGCUCCUGGCCAGCGUAGAGGCUCCAGUAGAUCAUCACAUAGCUGACAGCGGCUACAACAGCAUGGCUUUAGAAGCUUCCUUCAGACCACCUCAGUCGCAACCCCGUCCUCAAGCGGCACCCAUUUCCAGAGAAGACGACUGGGAUAUGGAUGAAAUUCCAGAUGAUGACUUCAGAAGUAUUCCAGACAAUUUUGACGAUGUUCCACAAAAUGUGGUGAACGAUGUUCCUGAGGACUUCGAUGACAUCCCGUUAGAAGAGCUGGACAGUGUGAUGUGCCCAAUAGAUUUAGAAUGCAAACCUGAAGCAGUCCAGCCUAAAAUUGGAGAACCAAGCCUUUUAAGUUUUCACUCCAGAACUACUCUUAACAGCAGAAACUUAAAUGAAGUUCCUGUCUGUCCAUCUGUUGCCAGUUCCUCUACAAACGCAGUUGAGGAACCUGAAGCAAACUUACCCAACCAACCCAAAACUGAAGAACCAAGCCAGCCUUUUCACUCCAAAUCUCUGCUUGGCACCACCAUCCAAAGCAGAAUCUUCAAAGAAGUUCCUCAUACAUCUAUUACAAGUUCCUCUACAAACACAGCUGGAUCUUCUGGUUGUGAACGAGAGACACCUACUCCACCGUACCUCUGCAUGCUACAGGCUGGCCACUGGCCGCCCGCCAAAGUUCAGAUUUUACGACUACAAGCUUUCAUUGUUACACUCAAAGGAAAUCUGCGCAGUAGUAGUGGCGUGUGGGAACUCGGGGCCACCAUAUCAGACGGAACCGGGUACUUGGAUGUGGAUCUGUCCAACGCCAUGCUCGCCAAACUCAUCGGCUACACGGCACCAGAGGCUCGAGUGCUGCGGAAAGACCUGGCAAGACGCGGUGAGGUGGCCAGCGGGAUUCUGCAUUGUCAAAGAGAGCUGGUGGAUAUGUGCUGUAUGAUGAGCGUGCAGGUGGAUCAGACGGGCAGAGGAGUUGUGUUGUGUGUCAGUCCGCUCACCGACAAGGAAUGCUCCGAGAUACAGAAAAGAGUGAAAGAGAGAAGGAACUAAGCCGUAUUUAUUCUCUGGGCUCUCUUUUAACCUAAUCUGACAGUGUUUGUGUUGAUAUUUUAGUAGAGUAACUCGUUUUGGUUCUCUCAGACUGAAGAAAACGGCUUAUAAUGCACUUCACUCAUAUCCGUUAUAUUUCAGAAUCCACUGUUAUAUUUUGUAAAUAGUUUUUUGUUUGAUUUUUGUUGUUUUUAUAUUUGAAUGUCUUUGAAUGUGAUUUAAUAAAUUUAGAAAGAUCAUUUAAACAUCAUUUGAUUUUUGUCUUAGAACAAUUUUAAUUUUUACAGUUAUUGAAGAAAAUGUGGGUGACUGCUAUGUGCUUUCUAUGGAAGCCUUUUUUUUUGUUGGUGAAAAUAC
Molecule: messenger RNA, 2355 nt
Organism: Onychostoma macrolepis
Lineage: Eukaryota; Metazoa; Chordata; Actinopteri; Cypriniformes; Cyprinidae
Gene: rmi1
Product: RMI1, RecQ mediated genome instability 1, homolog (S. cerevisiae)
Exons: 2
Coding region: 283-1998 (571 amino acids)
Biological process (GO): resolution of meiotic recombination intermediates; double-strand break repair via homologous recombination
Cellular component (GO): RecQ family helicase-topoisomerase III complex; nuclear body
Molecular function (GO): nucleotide binding
Source: RefSeq, a predicted model, not a curated record